Messenger RNA from Eimeria maxima, 2646 nucleotides. Its product is annotated as ftsJ-like methyltransferase domain-containing protein, putative. Gene Ontology annotation, cellular component: nucleus; cytoplasm. Lineage: Eukaryota; Apicomplexa; Conoidasida; Eucoccidiorida; Eimeriidae. The record is from RefSeq and is a predicted model, not a curated record. Bases 1 to 2646 code for a protein of 881 amino acids. Gene Ontology annotation, molecular function: methyltransferase cap1 activity. Gene Ontology annotation, biological process: 7-methylguanosine mRNA capping. The transcript has 16 exons.
AUGGACAGCUCUGGUUGGGGUACAUCCGUUUCGGGGGCCCCCGUAGGGGGCCUCUCUAUUGGGGGGCCCCCCGUAGCAAAAAAGAAGGUUAUGAUAAGAGUAUCAUUACUAACAACAGCAGAACAGACCCCUGGUUACGACAGUCCUGAAUUAUCUGUUAUAGUAGAGAGACUAGAAAAGAGUCGCAAUAGAUUAUCUUUUAUACCAAUAGAAGAAUGGAAAAGUCAUACAGCAAAAACGGAUCUAUUAAAAAGUGUUCUUCCUACUAUAAGAAAAAAGUGGAUUCACCGUUUGCAGCUGCAGCUGCAGCUGGCUGCUGCUGCAGCUGCAGCAGGAGGAGCAGCAGGAGACAAGGGGUCUGUAUUUUUCUCAUGGCGAGCUGCAUCGUUAAACCCUUAUUUUGAAGGGUGUAAUCCAUUAAAGGUAUUAGAUGAUGAUGAGGUGUACAGACACUCGGAGAGAAGAUGGAUAAGCAGCCCUGAUGGUAGCGGCAACAUAUGCAGCAAAGAAAGCAUUGAAUACCUAUGGAAACAAAUCACUAGACCACUGCAGCACGGGGUUCCCCCCUUUGGCUUGGCGGAUUUUGUGACAGCAGAUGGUUCCUUUGAUGUGCAGCACGAUCCAGGGAGGCAGGAGGAGUUGGUUGCUCCUCUGGUGUAUGCGGAGCUCGUGGCUAUAUUAGGUUUGCUGCAGCUGCAGGGGUCUGCAGUUAUUAAGGUUUAUUCUCUUCAUUCCCAUCACUCUGUCUCUCUUCUUGCUAUUCUUAGCAUGUGCUUCUCAAAGGUAGCCGUUGUAAAGCCUGUAAUGAGUAGAUCAGGCAACAGCGAACUGUACGUAUUAGGUCUAGGGUUUCGUGGGAUCCGAUCCCCGCUGCUGCGGGCUCUCUCUAAUGCUGUAGACAACUUUUCUGCAGAUAAGGCAAUCAUACCUAAGGAAUGGAUAUCCGAAGAAUUCUUGGCUGAAUGCCGGCAAUGCGCUGAAUACUUCACGGAGCAGCAAGCGGAGCACAUUGAGCAGUCUCUUGAGCGCUUCAAAGCAAUGAGUUCUCAUGAUCUGUGGCAACUGUCUUUGUUAAAAGAACAAGUAGCUGAAGACUUCAUUACCUCUAAUGGACUCAGACCCAUUCGAUUUGAGGAUCGCCUCAUACCUGACAAGGAGUUCGUGAGGGUUUGGGAGGCUCAUGGAUUCACCAACUCCACACGAGGAGGCAGCAGGGAGCGAGUGCAGGGUGUAUUAGACGACAGGGUUCGUUUCCACGAGGUGUACACGGAGCUGCAGCAGCGGCGCAUGCAGUCAUGGCAGCAGCACGGGGGCUGCAGCAGACCUUUGUGUCUCCUUACACCUCAAGCAGGGAUAGAGGCGCUGCUGCAGUGUACGUACACCCCAUUUGAGGAAGUUAAGACUAUCGGCCAGAGCGGCAGCGAUGGGCAGGCGCAUACGAAGACGUUGGUUGCAGAUUUCCUAUCGCUGGAUGGGGACGACGAGGACGGCGAUGCGCCAGCACAAGGAGGAGAAGCUACGUGGCUGUGCCUCUACCCGGAGGACCCUCGAAGGCGGCAGCAGCAGCAGCAACAGCAGCAGCAGCAGAAGGGGGCCCCUGACGUUGCAUCGUUCUUUAGUGCCUUUGCUGCUCGUGCAUCGCAAGGGUGGGGAGAAGACAACAAUAACAGCAACCAGCAGCAGCAGCAGCAAGAGAGAUAUAUUCCUCUUGUUCCUUCUGCUGCUGCUGUUGCAUGGAGGGAAGAAGCCCUGCAUGGAUUAAAGAAAGGAGAAUAUAAUGCGCGCCCUUCUUGUUGGAUAUCUCCCCUACGCCCUCUAAUCUCUACAGCAGACUAUCUGCUGCUGGAGGGUCGUGCUGCUGCUGCUGAGGGAAAGCUAAGAGGUAAUCAGCUACCACCAAGCAGCAGCAUCGAUUUGCUGCUGGCGCUGAAGCAGCUGCAGCACCCGUCUGCUGCUGCUGCUGCUCCUGCUGCUGGCGGUGGUAGUUCUUCCAGGUCUUCUUUCACAAGGGAUCCUUCAGGUGGUGGAGCAGGAAGCAGCAACGGCACUGCAGCAGCAGCAGCAGCAGCAGCACCAGAGGAGACACCAGAGUACUGGAGGAGACAGUAUCCUGUAUGUGUAGAGAUUAGCUGCAGCAGCAACCCCAUGUCUCUUCCUCUGCAGCUGAUGAUGAGACGCUUUGGCUGCAGCUGCUUCGUUCUCUUAAACCCUCCACUGCAGCAGCAGCAGCAGCAGCAGCAGCAGCGGGUGACGAAAGGAGAAAUAAAUGCAGCACUACCUAAGGGAGAACCUCUCCUGGGGAUUGAGGAGACAGAUAUCCUUAAGGCAUUUAAAAAUGGGGAGACAGCAGAAUACUUAAAAAAUCAACUGCAGCAGCGUGUGCUGCCGUUGCUGCCUGAUGGUGGUGUCCCCUUAGUGUCUAUAGAUAUAACAGGUCUACAGGAAUGGAGACAGGAGGAAGGAGACAGCAGCAGCAGCAGCAGCAGCAGCAGCAGCAGCAGCAGCAAAGGGAAUAAAGUGUCUCCUUUUAUAAAAGGAGACAAUUGGAGACAAUUAGCGCAUGCAAUUGUUCAUGAAGAAAUUGCUCAGGGAGAAAUAGAAGGAAGUCUCCUCUUAUUAGGACAAGUUAUACAGGUAAUUAAUUAA